Messenger RNA from Cutaneotrichosporon cavernicola, 375 nucleotides. RefSeq lists its product as uncharacterized. Gene Ontology annotation, cellular component: nuclear pore central transport channel. Lineage: Eukaryota; Fungi; Basidiomycota; Tremellomycetes; Trichosporonales; Trichosporonaceae. The transcript has 7 exons. The coding region runs from base 1 to 375 and encodes 124 amino acids. The record is from RefSeq and is a predicted model, not a curated record. Gene Ontology annotation, biological process: protein import into nucleus. Gene Ontology annotation, molecular function: nuclear import signal receptor activity.
AUGGCAGACAUCAACUCGGUAGCCAAGGCAUUCACCGACUUCUACUACCCCGCUUUCGACAAUGACCGGGCAAGCCUCCAAGCGCUCUACCGCGAGCAAUCGAUGCUCACUUGGGAGCAGGAGCAGAUCAUGGGCGCCAGCAACAUCAUUGAGAAGCUCAAGAACCUCCCAUUCCAAAAGGUGGUCCACCGUGUCGUGACCGUCGACGCCCAACCGGCAUCUGCCAGCGUCGCAUCCCUUGUUGUCCUCGUCACCGGCCAGCUCCUCGUCGACGAUGGCACCAACGUCCUCCAGUUCUCGCAGAUGUUCCAGCUCAUCCCCGACAAUGGCACCUACUACGUACAGAACGACGUCUUCCGUCUCGUCUACGGCUAA